Molecule: messenger RNA, 1848 nt
Organism: Mytilus californianus (California mussel)
Lineage: Eukaryota; Metazoa; Mollusca; Bivalvia; Mytilida; Mytilidae
Exons: 11
Coding region: 498-1820 (440 amino acids)
Molecular function (GO): DNA-binding transcription factor activity
Source: RefSeq, a predicted model, not a curated record
GAAGCCAUUUUGAAUAUCAGCGAACAUUAUACACAAGUUAACUAAUUUAUACUUAAAAGAUGACAGAAAUUUCAUUGAAAUCGUUCUCUGAAAUACAACUGGCCAUAAGAGAAUAUGAAAUUGAUACAAACUCAAAGUUUAGAGUUGUGAAAAAAGACAAAUAUUUUGGAUUAGAGGGAACAGAUUUUUCUGCUGUUAUGAAAAAGAUCUGGUUCAAGGAUCCCCAGCCAGAUGCAGUGCCUAUAAUACCAUCUACUGGUGUACCCUUUAUUGUUGUUGGAAAGAAGUUGUUGGAGUGUCACCAAGGGUUAGAUAGAGACAAGAACCGAAAGAUGAAAAGAAAAAAUGAGAAACAAAGAAAUGAGGACCAUGACUUCAGUAGACAGAGGAGACAAAUUCAACCAACUAAAAAGAAGAACUGUGGAGUUAAAUUGAGGAUAAGGCAUGUUGUUAGAUUUCCUGACUACAAGAAGUUCUAACAGACAUAUGUUAUAGUUAUGACCACUGGAAUAAGUACGACAUAUGAGAAAGAUUUGAUUUCGGUUGAGAUAAAGAAGUUGGUUUUGGACAAGAAGCAAAUCAAUAUGCAGCAUCAAUUCUAUAUAGCUUUUCCAGACCCAACUGAACACCAAAACCAUCUAAGAGGAGAGUCAGCAAGCUUACUACUUGGAAUAGAUGACAGAUUGAAGGAAUACAUCAGGAAAAUGGUAUGGGAAGAAAAUAUCACCAGUGUCCCACAGAUGAGAGUACUAGUAGAAGUAUACAUGAAGACAACACUUUUCCAAGGACAGGAUAUUCCCGCCAUCAUUAAUAAGAGAUUUUGGCCAUCAAAUGUAGAUAUCCAGAACCACAUUGCCCUUGCAGUAAAGAAACAAAGAAACAAGGAAAUUGAUCAGGAAGUAGUUGUUGAUUUGCUGAAGGAAUGGAAAAGUGAGCGCCCUGAAGACAACUUCCAUCUUCGUCUGAAGGGAGAUCAUCUGGAACCAGAUAAUGACAACUCAGACUUGGAAUUGAAUCAUGGUGAUGCGCAAGAGACAGAGGAUGAUGUAAGAAUAGGUGAGGCCUACACUAGGAAGCUAUAUGGUACAAACAGUAAGUUCCUGUAUGUACACCAAACUCAAUGGCAGAGGAGACUUCUUGAGCUGUAUGGGAAAGAGAUCUGCCUUUUGGAUGCUACAUAUAGGACAACCAGAUAUUCUCUCCCAUUGUAUUUCCUAUGUGUGCCUACGAAUGUAAAUUACAUUACUGUUGGAACCUUUGUUACAGAGACCGAGGACAGUGCUUCACUGAUGGAGGGCUUGCAGGUUAUAAAAGAAUGGAAUCCCGAGUGGUCACCCAAGUUCUUCAUGUGUGACUAUGCCACUGAAGAGAUCAAUGCCCUUGAAAACGUUUUUCCAGGUUCUUUUGUAUACCUUUGUGAUUUUCACCGAGAGCAGAGUUGGGAAAGAUGGCUUACUGCAGCACAUAAUGGACUGCACACAGAGAAGACCAAUGUUCUCUCCCUUUUAAGACCUAUUGCUAGGGCACUUAAUGAAGAUGAUUUUAAUUCUGCGUUGUCCACUUUAAAGUCAAGUUCUGUGUGGAAUGAGAAGGAAAAGCUACGCAAAUGGUUUGAAAAGACUUGGUUGAGUUGUCCUAGGCGUUGGGUUAGAGCACACAGACAGGAAAGGUUCAAUGUAUCUGUUAAUACAAAUAAUGGAAUUGAAAGACAGAAUUUGUCAUUAAAGUAUGAAUAUCUAGACAAGAAAAAAGCUAGAUCUCUUAGUCAGCUGUUGAGUGUUCUGAUCAGGAAGUUCUUGCCAGACAGUUAUGUGAAGUGAGUUGUUAUAAUACACAACAUAAUAUUUU